Molecule: messenger RNA, 3626 nt
Organism: Pseudogymnoascus destructans
Lineage: Eukaryota; Fungi; Ascomycota; Leotiomycetes; Thelebolales; Thelebolaceae
Exons: 3
Coding region: 159-3542 (1127 amino acids)
Biological process (GO): retrograde transport, endosome to Golgi; intracellular protein transport
Cellular component (GO): Golgi membrane; Ric1-Rgp1 guanyl-nucleotide exchange factor complex; cytosol
Source: RefSeq, a predicted model, not a curated record
CCAUACCUGUUCCUGUUUGAUCACCUUUUCGAUUUAUGGCUAUAAGCUGUGAAUUGACAACUCGGGGCCUCAAUUCUCGUCUUGUGCUCUCGAAGCAGCAAUAUUGCCUACAAGGCAUGCGUUGAUUCGAAUGAGGCCUCGCGCGCCAUCACUGAGCCAUGUACUGGCCCGUUGGAGCUCCCCGGAUAUACGCCGCUUCCAAUAGCUCCACCUCGAAAGGCCGCAUCCAUCACUCCAAUGAUGAUGUAGAGCCUCCCAAUGCUCCCCAGAGCACCUCAUAUCUCAAUGCCUCAAGCGCAGCUUCAGACAAUGCCCAAGAUGGUGACGAGUUACUCUCUGGGCAUCUGACUCCAACCACUCCUCGCACCCCCGCUAUUCAACCCGUGGAACACGAUGCUCAACGCGGGCCACCAGCCACGUCUCUUGACGAUUUGGAAGACGGACACAAUGAUUCGAUUCGAGAAGCAGGGAGGCAGCCCAUAUUGGGACUUCAAAUGUCUAGGACAGGGCACCUGUUUGCAGUUAUUACAGCAACUUCGAUGACAAUAUGGCAAACAAAGCCAACAGCAAUACUGGCGGUUGUUGUACGUUCGCCUGGUUCCCUCGAAACUUAUGGACCGAAUGUCUCUCUCCUCAUACGCCCCGACUCGGCCAUAUUCGUCGUUCAAACUACCCUAGGUUACCUUAUCACCUAUUCAUUGGCAACCGACCCAGAUACUCGCGCUUAUAGGCCGCAUUUCCCCGAAAAUUCCAGUGUGAACACCAGAAGACAAAGCAACUUUACUGGCGCUAGAAACCAAAGCGAUAGAAUACUAUGGGGCCCUGGCGAGGGUGGCGGAGUGCGUGAAGUCAGUGUUCGAUUUCGGAUGGUGAUUAAGGUUGAUGCGGGCAUUGAGAGAGCUUUGGCGCUCGACGAAGAACUGGUUGUUGCAACCACCAAGCCACCUGCAGUGCAGUGUAUAAGAUGGGCUCCGGAUAGCACUGGUAACCAAACCAGUACCGAGCUUCUGAGCAAGAUGGCAUGGCUGCCCAAAAAAGUCACCGUUUUGGACAUGAUUUAUGAUCGCCCGAUGAAUUUGUCGGCAUGGAUAACCAGUGACGGUAAGGCCUUUGCUGUGCAACGACUAGUCGAAUCGAGGGAAGCCAUGAAAGCAGAACCACAAGACACAGGCAACACAGCAAAGAAGUCUACCAGCACAAGCAAGCUCUUUAAGGGAUAUUGCUUCCACGAUCCAAAGAGCGAAACGACUCAUGCCACGAAGGUGGCUAUAAAUGCCCGAUUUUCUUUAAUUGCUGUUGCACGUGCGGACUGCAGAAUUGAUGUCUACGCAGCAAAAGAUUACGCUGGAAACAUACCCUUAUCUCACACUCAAAGAACUUCAGUGUCAAGUGCUACUUCAGGGAAGAUAACUUUCUUGGCAUACUCUCCUGAUGGAUAUUGCCUCUUCGCCGGCUUUGAAGAAGGCUGGGCAUCCUGGAGUGUGUUCGGUAAACCUCAAAGCACAAGCUUCGCUGCCAACCUAGGGGCCGCCAAAAACGGCGAUGAGGGAUGGCUCUAUGGAGUAAGCAAAGGGACAUGGCUCCCUGGCGGCUCCGAGAUACUUCUCGUUGGGCCCAACGAUGAUAGACUUUGGAUCUUGGAAAUGUCACGCAGUUCGAUUACUGGGUGUUUUACUGCAUCGAACAUAUCACGAACAAUGCUUCAGACUAGGGACUCGAUAAUGGUGUACCGAGGUUAUGAUUUACCUGAUCUUACUACGAUAUCCGCAGAGUCAUCUUUGUGGCACCAUGCCCAGAUUCCUACGAACUAUCUCACUGAUCAAUGGCCAAUCAGGUGCUCGGUGAUAUCUCUCGACGGGAGAUAUGUGGCAGUCGCUGGUCGACGAGGUCUCGCGCACUAUAGCAUAUCCAGUGGCCGAUGGAAAACAUUUGACGACGGGAACGAGGAAAAUAGUUUUGUGGUUCGCGGGGGUAUGUGCUGGUAUCAGCAUAUCCUCGUUGCAGCCGUCGAGGCCGGUGAUUCUUACGAGGUUAGACUAUACCCUCGAGAUGCACCUCUUGGAAACUCGUCUGUGAAACACGCAGUCCGCCUACCAGCGCCAAUUGUACUCGUGUCUCCUUCCGGGGAGGAUUCAUUGCUUGUCUACACAUAUGACAACUUACUCUACCACUAUAUUUUUACACCCAUUGAUGGGAAGAUCAAACUUGUCCAGGUUGGCCAAAUUGCUUUCCAUGGAAUUGUCAGAUCGCCAGCUCGGGUCAGGGGACUCAGUUGGAUCUUGCCUGACAAACAAAUGAACGAAGGGGACCCAGCUCAAGAUGUGGCAACUGCUACUGUGGUGUUUCUAGUGGAUGGGAAGUUGGUACUUCUACAACCAUCAUUUAACGAAGAAGUGCAAUUAAAAUAUGAUAUGCGAGUUAUCGCUCAUAAUAUCGAGUAUUUUGCUCUUACGAGAGAUUUGCCCGACGAGAAAUCUCAGGGUGUGGCAACAUCAGGGUCUUCAAAUACAGGUACAUCUAUGAAUGGUUUCGAGGCUCAAGGCCUGAAGGAUUCUCUAUGGAUGUUUGAUGGACAAGAAAUGAACGCAUGGCCUGAUGUCCAAGACGUGUUACGGUCGGCGCCUUCUGAUUUGGCCCGAGAACUCCCAUCAACUGUUCACUUUGCCACAGAUUUUUACCCCUUGUCUAUCUCACUAAACAAGGGGAUAUUAAUAGGCGUUGAGCCCGAGUUGGUGCAACGUAGAGACAUCAACUUCGCCUUCUUCCGUUUUGCAAUAAGGACACAUUUAUUCAUACCUCCAGUGCUCAAAUUCCACUUAUCUCGCUAUGAUUCGACGGCGGCGCUUCACCUCGCCCAUCAGUAUCGACAUCUUGAAUAUUUCCCUCACGCCUUGGAAGUUUUGCUACACGAUGUACUGGAUGAUGAAGUCGAUAAUCCGCCCCGCCCUGAUCAAGCGCUACUACCUGGUGUGGUUUCAUUCCUGUCCUCUUUCCCACAAUAUUUAGAUAUUAUUGUGCAGUGCACGAGGAAGACAGAAGUGCGAUCCUGGCGAACACUGUUUGCAUACCUACCGCCUCCCGCAACCCUUUUCGAAGAGUCUUUGCAGCAGGGAUCUUUGAAGACAGCAGGAGGAUAUCUGCUAGUCUUACAUACCUUCGAGGAGCUGUCCUCAAGCUCCGAGCAGCUUGUUCGAUUACUUGGCAGAGCCAGAGACGAAGGUGACUGGGAGUUGUGCAAGGAGCUGGCACGCUUCCUAACAGCCUUGGAUGAAAGCGGUGCGACUUUGAGGGAGGCACUGGAGCUGGUUGAUAUGCGGAGCCCCACGACGGAUGUUGAGCGCGUGGGCUCCCUUUUAAAAGGCACGACCCUGAAACCGCCACGGCGAUCGGGUAGGCAUAGUUUGCCGACAGGCUUAGGGAUACACGAUGGUUCGGACCGAUCUGGCAGUGGUACUGUAAGUCCGGGACAACUGUCGAAUAAUAGUAGUGAUGGAGGGUUACGCCAAGACCCGAGCAGGCCAGACUACUACUCAUUUCCAUAGUUUUUGUUUGUAUAUAGAAUAGACUAUGUAUUGGGAGCAUAGUAUGAUCGAGGGAUUCGACAAUAUAAAAUAAUGACCUUACCC